Molecule: messenger RNA, 5040 nt
Organism: Musca vetustissima
Lineage: Eukaryota; Metazoa; Arthropoda; Insecta; Diptera; Muscidae
Gene: snama
Product: E3 ubiquitin-protein ligase RBBP6
Exons: 14
Coding region: 1-5031 (1676 amino acids)
Biological process (GO): ubiquitin-dependent protein catabolic process; protein ubiquitination; mRNA processing
Cellular component (GO): nucleus
Molecular function (GO): nucleic acid binding; ubiquitin protein ligase activity; zinc ion binding
Source: RefSeq, a predicted model, not a curated record
AUGUCGAUACACUAUAAAUUUAAAAGUACCCUGGAUUAUGAUACUAUCACAUUUGAUGGGCUGCAUAUAUCCGUGGCGGAUCUCAAGAAGGCCAUACUUCAACAAAAGCGACUGAGCAAAAUAACAGAUUUCGAUUUGCAAAUUAUAAAUGCACAAACGAAAGAAGAAUAUCCACAUGAUACCAGUCUCAUACCGAAAAAUACCUCACUGAUUAUAUCUCGUGUGCCGUUAACAAAUCAGGCGAAAAAAUCAUGGGAUGCCGCAAACAAGCCCAUACAGCCACGUAUUGUUCCCAAGCCGGUGGAAAAGACCGACUUUGAUUUAUCGAAAAUGGAGGGUAGUGAAGAAGAAAAAAUCCAGGCCAUGAUGAUGCAAAGUACAGCCGAAUAUGACCCCAAAAGUUAUCAGAAAAUACGUGGUUAUUCACAAACGGGAGAGGUGCCACCAACCUAUCGCUGUAACAAAUGCAAGAAAGGUGGCCAUUGGAUUAAAAACUGUCCAUUUAAUAUAAGCAAGGAACAUACCGAAGUUAAGAGGACAACAGGAAUACCCAAGUCUUUUAUUGACAAGGAGGAAAGAGCCAUGAUGAUUGAAAGCCAAGAACCCUUGGUGGAGGAGGAAAAGAAACAAGAAAUCCCCGAGGAUUUGGUAUGUGGCAUUUGUAAUGAUCUCUUUGUGGAUGCCGUUAUGAUACCCUGUUGUGGUAGUUCUUUUUGUGAUGACUGUGUGCGUACGGCUUUAUUAGAGUCCGAAGAUAAUGAAUGUCCGGAUUGCAAGGAAAAAGGCAGUUCUCCAGGUUCAUUGAUACCCAACCGUUUUCUAAGGAAUUCUGUUAAUGCGUUUAAAAAUCGCACUGGCUACAAGGCUAGCAGUCAAACCAAAAAAGAAGUCAAAAAGGAUCCCCCUCCACCAGCACCACCCGGCAAUGAUGCUGCUGUUGAGGAAGAAAAGCCCCAAUUGGAUGCAAUUAAAAAACAAGAACCACACGAAGAGGCUCACCACGACAAACCAACGGAGGAAAUUGAAAAACGGGAGGAGGACAAUAAUGAAAUUUCAGCAGCAACAACAACAACAGCCGUAACCAAAACGGAUACUGACAACGAAUCAAAGGAUACAGGUUUAUUGGUGACAUCUAAAGCUAAAGAACACACAGAUGAUGUGCCAAGCACCACCACCACAACAGAGGUAAAACCAAAAGAAGAACAUCACCACCACCAUCAUCAUCAUCAUCAUGAUGUCAGUCAUCCCAGUCCGGCUCAUGAAGAUUCGGAUUAUGAGGAUAAUAUUGUGGUUAAAGUACCAUCAGCAUCAGAUACUCGUACUGAAAAGUAUUUGAGUCGCCGCCAUGCUUCAUCGUCGCAUCCAAAACCACCAGGACUAGAACCACAUUCACCAAAAAGUAAACCACAGUAUCAUCAACAGGAAAGUAAUUCACAUCGUUCCCACGAUCGGCCAAGUUCUAAAGAUUGGGAACGAUCACCACGUGAUCAUGAUACACCAUCAUCAUCUGAUCAUUAUGGUGGUGGCUAUGAUAAAAAUAGUCGAUCAAUUUCAUCCUCGAAACCUCCCUUGGAGAAUUGUCCACCUCCUGGAGCACCACCACCCGGCUCGGCGGUACAAGUACCACCCUUAUAUCCUCCACAUCCGUCACAAGGCGGCUAUGAAAUGCAACAACGCCCCAUCCGGCCCAUGAAUAUGCAUGGCGGCUAUCACAAUCACAUGCAUCCACGUCCACCGAUGUAUCCGCCGCAUCCGAAUAUGCCGCCACAUCCGCAUCCACAAGUUGGGCCGCCACAGCUACGUAUGCCAAUUGCAGCAAUGGGUUCAUAUGACCAACAACCCUACAAUCCCAUGGGCAAUGUCGUGGUACCAGGAUAUCAACGAUUUCCCCCAGCACCAAAUAUGCCCAAUCGUUUCAAUUAUCCGAUGAGCCGAGAGCAUGAAAGUCAAAAUCAAAUGAGACCCUAUAAUAAUAUAGCAUCAGUGUAUGAGGUGGUCCAGGCCAAAGUGGGAUCAGGCAUCAUUGAUGAUCCCUUGGAGGCCUUUAAUCGCAUUAUGAAAGAAAAAGAGAAAAAGAAAACCGAAGAGCGGCGUUCCCCAGAUCGUGGUUCACGUCGCCGGUCCAAAGAUCGUCAUAUAAGAGGUAAUUUUCGUACAUCACCAUAUAAUAAUCGCAAUUCUAAGGAUCAUGGCGGUCCUGGAGGUGGUGGCGGCAAUAACAGUGGUGGUGGCGGCGGCAGCUACCACGACAAAAGAGGCCGUUCUCGUGAUAAUGACCGUCGUUGGCCGCGUUAUGAAAAACCCAGCGGCGAUAAAGAACGGGACAGGGACCGUGAAAGGGACAGAGAAAGGGAACGUGAUCGUGGCAAAGAUCAUGGCUAUAGGAAUAAUCGACGUUCUAAGUCUAUGGAAAGAAAUUCAAGAUCGAGAUCUCAUUCACCUUUGAAUAAACGCUAUCGUUCACCAUCGAAUCACAAAGGUCAUGGUGGUGGCAAUCAGGAUAAGCAUCCGCAUCAUUAUCAUCCAAAAUCUAGAGCGGAGGAUCAUGAGGAUACAAUGCACAGUAAUAGACACAAACGUGAAGGUAGUCGUGGUCGUCACAAUUCAAAACCAUUUGAUAGCAAGGUCAUGAACAAUGACGACCGAAUGCCAGGAGGAGAUAUGAGGAAACACUAUAACAUGAAUGAUGAAAAUUCUGAACCGCCUCCACCAGGAUUUGAAUUACAAACCACCACCAACUCACGUAAUCCAUUCCAUAGUAAUAGUACGGCAUCGCCCUCAACUAAUCUAAGAGAAAUUCGCCGAAAUCCCACACCAGAUUUAUAUGAGAAAUGUGUCUCCCAGGAUUUGGAGGAGAAUAAAUUGUACACCAGCAAUACCACCACUGCUGCUACUGGUGGUGGUAAUCGAAAUUCAGAAAGAGAUUUACGUUCGUCUAGGACACGUUCUAGAUCAAGAUCUCGAUCUCGUUCAAGUGUUCGCACGGCCGAGAAACGUCGUAAAAUGCAAAGGAGUACAACGCCCAAAGGUAAACCUUCAGCGACUGAACAUCAUCAUCACAAAAAGGACAAGGAUAAGGGAUCAUCGUCGGAUAAGGGAUCAUCACAUCACAACAAACAUAAAAGUGUGGAUCGUCACACACAAAAGGACAAGGAACAGCAUCACGAUCGUGAACGCGAACGUGAUCGUGACGAUCAUCAUCAUCAUGAUUUUGAUACGAAAAGACGUAGCAUGACCCCGCCUAGACAGCAAAAGGAACCCCUAAAGGAUGCCAAUGAUCAUCAUCAUCGUCAUAAAUCUAUGAGUGAUCAUCAUCCCUCAUCGCCCGACGAGAAAUCCGAAAAGAAAUCGGAAAAGAAACUCAAAGAAAGUAAGAAAAAGAAACGCAAAGAUAAAAGUGAAAAGAAAAAAGUCAAAAAAGAAAAGAAAUCGAAAAAGGAAAAGCGACGACGAGAACAUCAACGUGACCAAGAAGACCGUGACGAACAUGAUGAUGAUCAGAAGCAACAAGAACAUGAUCGUUCGGACGAGACUUUACACGACGAUGACAACAAGAAUACCAGCAGUCAUGAAGAAUUGAAAUCAACGACAGAAAAGGAAUUUCAGCUGUACGACGAUCUGGAAGAGGAGGGAGAAUAUCGCAGUGUGGAAAAGGAAUUGCAACCCAACUCGACUCCUAAAAAUAAUUCAUCAUCACCGCCUCGAAUGGAAAUUGGUAUUACAACACCACCCAACAAACAAACAACAACAAAGUCGUCAUGUGAUUACGGCUCGGCCGACAAAACACCACCCUCGUCAGAUAUUAAGUGCUUUGAUGCCGUUCUAGAUAUACACGAAUACGAAACGGAUUUCGAUGAUAGUUUUAAACUUCAGGACAAUGUUGCUGGCACCAGUCAUAAUAAUAAAUUGGUGGUCGCACCGGAAACAUCCAAAUGGGAAUUAGAUGACAAUCUUAAUACAAUGAUGGGUGGUGGUGAUCGUAUGCCGGGAGAGAAUAAAAACGAUGAUGAUUACGACCACUUGGGUCAUAACAACAACAACAGUGACAAUAAGGUAACCAAUGAUGUUAUUGUACGGGCGGAAAAGGCUAUAUUUGCUCGAGCCAUUAAUGCCAUUCGGCCCAUUGAAUUACACAAGAAAUCUUCCUCGAAGGAGCGGUCUUCAUCGGCGAAAAAUUAUCCCGAUGAUCAUCAUGAUCAUAAUAUGCGAAAUAUUAAAAUAACAUUGCCUGUGAACAUUAGCAAUGAACGUUCCGUUGAGGUGCGGGAGGGUGAGAAGAAAAAAUCCAUAAAGGAUAGAUUAGGCAGUAAAGUCAAUCAGCCGGAUCAUAGUGAACGCCAUCACUCCUCUCGAAGAGGGGUGAGCGAGAGCAAAAGUUCCAGUGGCAAAAGAGGAGGAGGGGAGAGAGAGAAAAAUAGCCGUGAUCGUGAAAGGGGGACGACGGCGGGAGGAGCUGAUAGAGAACGUGACCGAAGAGAAAGAGAACGUGAGCGUGAACGCGAACGAGAAAAGGAUAGAGAUCGUGAAAGAGAACGAGAGAGGGAGCGGGAAAAGGAACGUGAGCGAGACCGUGAACGUGAAAGAGAGAAGGAAAAAGAGCGGGAAAAGGAUCGCAACAAAGAAAGAGAACGCCUAAAGCAACGUGACAGUGGCCGAGAUCGUGAAAGGGAACGAGACAGGGAUCGUGAUCGUGAACGCAAUCAUCAUGAUUACGACAAAGAACAACGUAACAAAGACUGUAAAACUAAAGAAAAGUCUGAUAAAGAACAACAUCAGCCACAACGUGGCGGUGAUAAUGAGGAGAGGAGAAGGCAUCAUCACUCAACGCCGCCAACGGUUUCGUCAAGGAAGCGUAGCCCCUCCUCGUUAUCCUCCGACUCUGAUGACAGUGAUGUGGAACGUAAACGUAAACAUGCCAAGACCGAUAAAAAAUCACGUAAACGUUCCGAAUCGCCAGACAGUGAUAGCAAACGAUCCAGCAAAAAGAAAGCCAAAUCGGACAAGAAGAAGAAAAAGAAGAGUAAAAAAUAAACAAACAAA